AUGGAUACUAAAACUCCAGUUACAUUAGCCAAGGUCAUCAAGGUCCUCGGAAGAACCGGAUCCCGUGGUGGUGUCACCCAAGUCAGAGUUGAGUUUUUGGACGACUCCUCUAGAACUAUUGUCAGAAACGUCAAAGGACCAGUUAGAGAGAACGAUAUUCUGUGUCUGAUGGAGUCUGAGAGAGAAGCCAGAAGAUUACGUUAA
This is a messenger RNA of Komagataella phaffii GS115, 204 nucleotides long. Its product is annotated as 40S ribosomal protein S28. Gene Ontology annotation, biological process: maturation of SSU-rRNA; ribosomal small subunit assembly; translation. The transcript has a single exon. The coding region runs from base 1 to 204 and encodes 67 amino acids. Gene Ontology annotation, molecular function: structural constituent of ribosome. The record is from RefSeq and is a predicted model, not a curated record. Gene Ontology annotation, cellular component: cytosolic small ribosomal subunit; ribosome. NCBI's taxonomy places the organism in Eukaryota, Fungi, Ascomycota, Pichiomycetes, Pichiales, Pichiaceae.